Procambarus clarkii (red swamp crayfish) is the source of this 10458-nucleotide messenger RNA. RefSeq lists its product as uncharacterized. Gene Ontology annotation, biological process: signal transduction. Lineage: Eukaryota; Metazoa; Arthropoda; Malacostraca; Decapoda; Cambaridae. The record is from RefSeq and is a predicted model, not a curated record.
GCGAGGGUUGUUAGUGGUGUGUUGGUGUCUGUGGGGUGAGCAACAGGGCCUCCAGUGGUAGCAACAGUACACCACACAGGAGCUGUUCAGGCCUGCCACCACCACCACAUCCACGACGUUUUGAUUCUGUAAAUUCUUGAAAAUAUAAAUCCCCUUAUAUGAAAGCCCUGAACAGAAUGAUUGUUAGACCUGAAGCUGACGUUAACCCAACAAUCUGACGUAUUGUUCACAAUCCCAAACACCUCGUGACAUCCCGGUGGGGGGGACUGAGGCGCACACACAUCAGGUGAAGCUGACAUCCCAAUCCCUGGAUAACGAUAAUGGCAUCACGACUACUGGUCGGUUUUCUCCUCACUCUAGCCUGGAUAACCUUCGCUUCAACCAAGAGGUCUGGGCGCCCAGGAGCUGAAGUCUCUCCGGAUGUGGCUGAUCUGGGAAGCAGUACGGUGCGGCCGGCUGAAAACAUAGGCCUAAACGACGUAGGCUUACUGAGCUCCAUGUGGCAAGCAGUUCAACCUUAUGUCCUCAGGAAGGAGACGUCUGACCUGGAGGCUCGGCUGACAGCUUUCAAGAGGCAGCUGCUGACGAAGGCUGACGACCUGGUUAACCUCCGCACUCGAAUCCCUGAUUCGCGUCUGCUGGCUGGAGGAAGAUGGUCAAGGAGACGGAAGGUCGAGGAGGUGGUCAAGGUGGUCAGCGCUGGAGUCGGAAGUGUCGAGGACAAGGUCAUCACACCCACCGGUAGUAGUUCAGAGCAUCACAGAAGCAAGCGGGAUCAUCUUGAGGGCUUCACCAGCCUCAGAGACACAGAAGGUGUCCCAGUGCUGGCGGCGGUAGAGGGCGCUGUGAGACUAGGAGCGCCAGGCGCUGGGGCCGUCCACAUGACAGUAUGGCGAGGUAAACUCAUCGUCGCUAUCAUCGAUAACGCCAUGAACGUCUCCCUCUACACCGUAGACCAGCGCACUUGGCAGGCGACGUACGCGUUGACCAUCCCUGGCAAGAGCAGCUGCGACUUCACGGUGGUUCCUGGCGACGUGUUACUCCUGGCCUGCAUCGUCCCCUUCGCCCCAUCGAAACGCACGGCCUUCAGGGAGGACAUCCACGAGGCGGUGAUGAUUUACGAGGUGACGGACGGGAUCUCUGGUAAUAUUGCCUUGAAAUUCUGGCAAAAGAUUCAGGCUGAACACUCUCUCGACCUGAUCAUGUGGAUCCAAGGUGGCAAGAACUACCUUCUGGUCGCCGACUCGAAGGAGGUGAUAGAGCGCUUAAUCUCCACUCCGACGGGUACCAAGCGGGUGAACAAGACCAACUAUCACACAGUGUCCCGCCUCUACCACUGGACCGGGCAGUACUUCGACGUCUUGCAAGAGCUGCCCGGCACUAACCCGAGGGGCCUCCUGCACUUCCUCGUUGGCAACACCCAUUUUAUAGCCGUUGCCAACUUCAGGAACAAUAAAGGUCAGCACAACUGCUACAGCAUGAUCUACCGCUACUCUCCGGACGCGGGUCACUAUGUACUCUUUCAGGAGGUGUUCACCAAGGGCGCCUUCAACUUCGAAAGCUUUACUUUGGGCACGACCCGCCACAACGACACCUUCCUCGCCGUGGCCAACUAUUGCCAGGACGACCAAAAUGGCCGCUGCAAUCCGGACACCAGCUCGACAAUCUACCGCUACCACUACGGCAAGUUUGUCGCCUUCCAGGAAAUCCGUACCUCGAACGCCGUCCAGUGGCUUGCCAUCCAGGUAGAGGACACGGUGCUGCUGGCCGUGGCAAACGCCGUGGCGGGCGUAAAGUUCUUUCAGUACAACGGCUGGAGGUUCGAACCCACUGCGGUACAGUACUUCGCAGGACCUUUUGGUCCUGGAGUCACCCGAAUGGCCACUAUCACAUGGAAUAAUGCAAUCCUUAUAGCCGUGACGAACAGAGACCCGCAGAAGACUGGUGGAGAUAAACCAACACUCUACGCCAUCACCUUCAGUAGAGACAAGUCCCUGCAGGAGUUUCGUAAGAACUCUCAGAAGUGGUGUAGGGAGCGUCUGCUGGAGCUGACCCGGCAGGAUGUGACCAGCCUUCUGAAGCGGGUUAAGGCGGCGCCUAAAACCACCUAUGGGUACACCUUCACGCAGCCAGUCGCUCUCCAUGGUCACUUGAGGGUACUCUUGGCCAGCCACGCCACUAAGGUGUACUCGAGGUCGACGGAGGUGUGGAAACCGCCCUCGUGGGAGUACCUGACGGAGGUGUCAGAGAGGCUGCAGCUCCAGGUCGCAGAGCUCCGCGCCAGGUUCAGGAACGUCGUCAUUCACAAGGGUCCCGUCACUUGGCCAGCUGGGUUGCACUUGACAAGAGUGGAGGGAAGUCAGGUGUCCGCAGAGUCCUCUGUCAGCAGCCUCCAGUCAGCCUGGGUCAACGGGCAAUCUGUGAUAUACGACCACCUGGUUAGACUGAACAUGAGAAACAGCAUCAACCGGGAUAUGUUUACUUUUGAGCAUGUUCUGUCGCGGGGUGCGACUUGGGUGGAGAAGCUGCUGAUGGGUCGAGCCAUGUCUACUUACGUGACGCUUUCGGGUCGUCACGUCGUCUCUGGGGACGUGACCUUCAGGGGGAGAUUGGCGGCGUCCUUCCUGGUGUCCUUGGCGACUGUGGACGGUGUGAGGGUCGCUAGGGACGUUCUCUUCACCACCAACAUUCACAGCUACGCAGGGAUAGUGACGUGUGGAGACAUGGCCGCCAAGGAUGUACGCGUCACCACCAUCAACACCAUCAACAUCGACCAACUCUUCAGCUCUCUGCUCCGGCGAGAUGUCUCGCACACCACCUCGGCUGUUACAGGUCACGUGGUUGUUGAAGGCGACCUCGUCUACCACAGGGACCUGGAAGCCAACAUUACCGCCAGUAUCAUCUUAGACAACCUCCUCCGUCUGGACAGAUUUGAGAACCAGGUCGUUACCGGUGAUCACCGUGUGGGCGGCAUGAGGUGCCUGUCAGCCAGGGUGACUGGGAGGGUCAACGGUGUGAGGGUGCCAGGUGAGGUCUUCCAGAGACACUAUCACCUUCCCUACAGUGUGUCGUCGGCAGCCUUCACCCACCUCCUCGCCGCCUCCCUCACCAUCAACACCGCUCUACACACCAUCACGGUGAGCAAUAAGAAUCUGGACCUUCUGCGUGUGGUUGGGGCCCUCCAGGUAGUAACGUCCCGGAAGACUUUCUCCUCCAUGCGACUGCUUCAGGAGGUCACCUCGGAGGGCUCCUACACAUACAAGCGAAAGCGUCGUGAGGCGGACUCCAGACUCCAGGCUUGCACGACCCAGCACGACUGGGAACUGACGGAGGGAGAAGCCCGUCUACAGGUGCUGCUGGGGGCGCUCCGGAUUUUGACAUCCUCGCAGGAUCUAAUGACCUCUGAUGACUUCCACCCUGCUGGGGGAGGAGCUUUCAAUCGGCAGAACAUUGCUUUUUAUAUCAGACUGGCCCAGGAGCCCAGUUAUGCCUCGCUCUACACAGCCGCUUCUGAUCUCUUGCUCUGCGAUGUCCUGCUUGAUAACAUGUUUCAGGGGGAAAGGCAAAAUGACGAGCUGUUUAACCGCGCAAAUAUCACACACUACAGAGCAGACAUUGAGAAAGUCAUAACUGAUGCCAAGACUCGCCUUGCUGAACAAGAUGUGAACAUGCACGAUGUUUUCUUAAUGUUCAUCAGUUCACGAAGACUCGCAGAACGGCGAGAUCUCGAGACUCUUGACCUGCUUAUUUAUGCCCUCGAUGACAGCAGGACUAGAGCCUCUAACAGUGACUACAACAUCUGCCGCUUUGUGUGUCCACAAAAGCUUUCCAUAAAUAAAACUGAUCGUCGUGAAAUUAGCACGUGCGACCCUUCCAUUUAUGCAAUAUAUAACACGCUGAAGAGGAUCAUCCGGUAUGGUUCGGUACUGGAGACGACGAUGGCGCGGCUCUCAGACCAGCAGGUGGUGCUGCUGCAGAAGGCUGCGGUGGAUCACGAACUGGGAAAACUGUUGGAGAUCAUCCAGGAGAGGAGAGAGUUGUGGGAGGGCCUUCAGGUGGCUGCGCUAUGCAGCGCCCCGCCAGGGAACAGAGAAGAAAGACUUCAACUGCUGCAGAUGCUUGCGUCCUACCGCCAGCAGCUGGCCAGGACUACUGCAGUCUCCCUCAAGAGGACCAGAAGAGACGUGCUUCUUACAGACUCUGAUGCUGCAUCAGGAACGAAUUCCCCUUCAAGUUCGGCAUCUGUUAAUGACUCGUAUUUAGCCAUUAACAGUACACUAGGGGCGGCACCUACUUCACUGAAGACUGUCUCCUUACCUUUGAACAUCACUCCUCAAGCGGGUGUGGCGCUUGGAGCGGGUGUGAAUAUCAUCUAUCUGAAGACUGUUAAAUACGGAGAGAAUAAUACAGUUAACACAAAUUUAUCUUCAGAGGCGAGGACCUUUAUUUCACCCUCUUCAUUUCUCAAUACCGACCCGGGUAAUCUUGGCGACGAAGGUCACCGUCUACGGUUGAUUGAUAACUCCAGCGUAGGGAUCUUGGGACCUCGAGGUUCGUGUCCAGGAUGUCCAUCAGAAGCCGCCUCCAAUUCGACUCGAAGUCUCAACCCAUCAAAGGAUUUGCCUAUUGCAAGUCCUCGGGUCGCCAGUGAGGUUCUUGAUGAUGUCUUGCACAUUUCGCAACGUACUUCCUCAUCAACAGGAGUUUCUUCUAGAGACAUCUUGACCACGGAGGCGCCCCCCGACAUCAACACAUCUGUAAAGACCGGACUUCCGGUCACUUCUACGGUGGCUACCGUGUUUAAUCCUUCAAGACUUUCUGACGUUGUCAGGGUCCCGUACCAGGAGAAUUCCACAUCUUUUUCACUCGGGGAUUACUGCCGUAAUAUAUCUUCACAUAACCUUGAAGAUUUUGACUCGGCUAUUAAGAUAAUCGACGAAGUCAAGAUAUUUCGGCAGUACCUUCACAUCGUCGCUUCCACCCACCCUUGGGACCUCUCUGGUCCCUCGGUCGACCAGCGGUUAGAUGCAGAGAUUUUUUCCAUUUUUGGCAUCGUUGCAGAGACCGUAGAACAUUUUGUGCAUGACCCUCUUCAGCCUCUGGGUUCCAGGAACGCGACGAGCUUGAUUAAGGAGGCGCUUCUUUUUGAUGCUGCGAUGGACUUCGCAGCAUUAUCUCAAUACAAGUUCUCUAAUGCGGUCACGUCGAUAAUUGAACAUCUUGAACAUCUUAUAUUAAAUGCCACGGAGUUGAUUGAGAAUAUCUUGGCAUGUUAUGACUCGUCAAACUUCCGUAACGAGUCGACAGUUGCUUCAGAGAUCUUGCUUAGGAGCUUACCAGCGGCGUUGCCGUAUCCUGAAGUAACUUCUCUCAAUAUAGACAAGUUUAUAGCCGUGCUGACCGGAAAUAAAGCACUACUAUUACGUAUAGACUUUCUGCUGACUUUCGUGAACGAAAUACUGUCAGUCAACCCGUGGAAGCGGCCCAAUGAUCAACCUGUUUUCUCGGUCAAUCAUUCCUUCGUUGUCGCUACUGCCAAGAAAGUAAGAAACGUCCUUUAUUUGAUUUUGGCCGACGACUCUAAAUAUUUCUCUGAAUUCGAUAGUCUGGUUUUAAGUCUUCUCUUGACAGACUAUAAAGUGGCUAUGGGGAUGGUACAGGGACUGCUUCCUGACCACUUGCCAGCAGAUACAGAGACAAUCAUACGGCAAAUCUAUGGCCCGAAUGAGUUGAACACGGCUGACCAAGCCCGAAAUAUUCUUUACGGCCGAAGAAGGUUCCUCGAAAAAGCUAAUGACGACAUUUCCAAACUGAUUGCCUCUUUCACUCGACACGCGAAUGAUUCUUCCUCGGGCGUUGAUAAAUCCCUUCCGGGCGCUAAAGAGACUAACUUGGGCAGCUGGGUGAAGUUGUCAAAGUCUUGGAGAUCGUUCGUGUCUGUAUCAUGGGUGUCUGGGCGAGUGGCAGGCUACAGGUUGGAGAACAUUGCACGACAACACGACGUUGUUCACGACAAACGGCGAAUUAUGGAUCUAAUCGGGUCCAGCACGAGGGUGAGGAACCUGGUGUUAAGGGCCAGGCUUAGCGUCUCUGUUGUGAACGGUGUGGAGAUGAGUCGUGUGAUUCACCAUGCCCUUACCCUGAGUGCCACUGUCCUCACCAUCCCUCUCACCUUCUCUGCCGCUACGGAGGUUGGGGAGCUGCAAGCUGGUUACGUCAACAACAUGCCAGCUGGGAGCUACCUCACACUAGGGGGUGACCACCACCUGCCUCGCCCCCUCGUAUUUACGGAGAGCGUGGUGGUUCGUGGCCAGGUGGUUGUGUCGUCCACGGUCAAUAACCUUGACCUGGUUGACCUCGGCAAGAGUGUGGUGCUGACCUCUGGCCCACCGCAGGUCAUCCUCACCUCCGUCACCUUUCUCAACCUUUCAGCCGUCAGUGUGGGGUGUGAGGUGGCCCGACUGACAGGUGUGCUCCUGAGACACCUGUUGACACGUGCUGAAACAGCUGUGAUUACAGGAAAGAAGAGGUUCCUGGAGGAGGUGAUAGUGAGGAAGGGCGACGUUAAGACAGCCAGCUUCAAGGUGGACCUCGUUACCGGCGUCAACAUCACUCACCUAGUCACAGAUUCCCUCAGGAGAAGUCCAGGCGGCGUGCAGGUCGUGUCCAGCAGCCUGCAGGGGACGUUCCUGGUGGUGCAGCAGCAACUGGUCUCCAGGGGCUUCACCGUCAGCUCCCAAGGUGUAGAUGGGUACCUCGAUCUCCACAGGUUGGCGAGCCAGGUGGUAUUCAGGAACCAGGACACCACCAUUAACGCCAGACUUAAGUUCGUCGGACACUCCUCUAUCUCUACCUUGUUCUUCCAAGACACGUUUGACCUGGUGUCUGCAGAGCAGUACAGUGCUGGCUGGCUGCUCAAGACUACAGACCAGAGCCUCGAGGGUCAGGUGACGGUGCCCUCCAUGACCUCCAGCCGGGUUACAACUGCCUUGGGGGUCAAGAUCCAAGAGGUCGACUUCACUCGCUUCCACAAGUUCGCUGCGCUCAUUACUCAAUCGGUUACAUUGUCGUUCGUCAGGUUUAGGGAAGUGAGGUCAAUGCUGUGGGUGAAUUUAACUGGUCAUAUACAAGGAUGGGACCUCUCGCAAGACGCCAUUCUCACCACCACCACCUCCAACCUCGUCUUCACCUCCUCGAUGACCUUCCUCGGCCCCGUCAACGUCACCGGCGACUUCGUAGCUACCAAGGGCAUCAAUGAUGGCAGCCUGGCUACCCUCUGUGGCCAAGUCUCCCUGGAUACCCUCACAAUUACUGGUACAGUGACGUACUUGACGAGGUUGAACGUCAACGUCGUCGUCCUGGGCAUCCACGAGAUCACCGACGAGACGGUGCCAGACUUCUGGAUGAACGACAGAGAUGUUAACUUUGAGAAGCCGCUGACGCUGAAGAGGUUAACAACUCGACACGUAACCACAGUCAAGUCCAAUGCGGCACAACUGGUUGCGGUGAAGGAGCGGAUGUUACCGAGGCUCUGCAGCAGUGGGACGGAGACGGUGGUCCUGAGGGAGACCUUCACCUUCAUCCACCUCACCGUAGUCUCCCUCCACACACAAACACUCCAGAUCCUGACGAUGAAUGACGUGCCAUUGACCGAGCUGCAGCAGGUGCUGACGACAGAGGGGAACCAGGUCAUUACUGGUCACUACACACUAAACAACGUCCUCUUUAUGGAGAACCUGAUCACCGCGGACACCGUCAACGGGAAGAUGAUGACUCGCUUCUGCCAGCAGACGACGCCGUGUCUGGUCACCGCUGCCAAGACGUUCAUCAAGAACGUCACCGUUAGUAAAGCACUCAGCAUCCUAGACAACAGGACGGUGCAGGGGGUGGACGUCUCCGUCGCCUUCAGCUCCUGGGUCAACAGGUUCUCGUGUGGACACAUUCCUGGCCUCACCACCUUCUCCGGCACCCACGCCCUUCACCUCCCUAAUAUCGUCGUGCAUGGCUUGGUGGACAGCGUGCAGGUCGCCAAGGGUCGUCUCAUGAGCCUCUCUGAGAACCAGGUCAUGAUUGGCGCGCUCACCAUCAACACCCAGUCUGGCGGGAGAGUGAGAAGCGAGGCAUUUGUAGCCACCGACGGCUUCUUCAACACCCUCAACCUGACGCACCUCGCUAACAGCACGUUCCGGCUGGACAGGAACGUUAGUGUGGCCUCACCCGUCCACUUUACGCAACUGGUGAUCUUUUUGGACGCCAGCUAUUUGGUGACGCGCGUCAACCUGACGGAAGUGUCUAUCGGCAAAAUGUUCGACCUGCAACCCCUCCUGUUCGCCUUCACCAACGUCCGCGGCCUCAGCGAGCACUUGAGUGUAUUUGUCAAAGCUCAGGUGAGGGAGUACUGGGGGUGGCGCAGCGUUCAGAGGUUCGAGGAGAUACCAGAGAGGAUUGUACCCCUGUGGCUACCCUGGGGGAAGGCUUCUGCUGGCCCGGUCGAUGGUGUGGCCCCGGUCCUGGCCUCUAAUUACCUGGUAGUUGUGACGAAGGCAAACUACACGUCAGUCCUGGUGUAUGAAACGGCCUCUCACCGGUAUCGCUCCGCAGGUAUGUCGUUCGAGGGUAACUGUACGAGCGAAGUGGUGGGCUUCACCUCCCACAGCGGUCAACAGAAGCUUGCGAUGGGUCACUUGUGCCAGCAAGACGACCAAGGGCUCCCCAGCGACGUCUUCACCAGCUUCAACGCCUCCACCCAGCAGGGUCGUGUUGAGGGGGACGAGCUUCUUCGCUUGUGGCACCUGACACCUAACGAGGCCAUCGUAGAGAACGUUAACACCACAGUGCCUGGUAUUGCUGAUAUGCAGGUGGUGGUCCUGGGGGAGACGGUGUGCCUGGUAGUGGUUGAGGGUCGAAGCAGCGACACAGUGCUGCUGUGUGAGGGGCCGAGCGGCUUCACGGUACACCAGCGUAUAAGCACGACAAAUCCUGUAGAGGUGUCUGUGGCCAAGCACCGGUACCCAGACGGUAGAGUCGUCACCAUCAUGGCUGUGGCUGACCCUGGCCUCUCCUCCAGGGAUGCUGGAUCUGUCUUCAUCUACGCUUACGAUGAUAACUUCGGAGAGUUCUACCUGGUGCAGGAGGAGCGGCUUGAGAACGUUGUGUGGGUCGAGCUGGCCUCUUACGAUACUGAUCUUCUCCUGGCGGCGCUCUCAGAGGAUGUGCAUGGUGACCUGGGUAGCAAAGUGGCUGUCUACAGACUAGACUGGACCGUCAGAGAAGGGGUCACACUGAUGGGGUACCUGGGCAGCGCCGUGAAGACUCCCAACCCGACAACCAACCCAAAUUUUUUCUUGGUCCAAGAGCUUCCGGUUUCACUGCCCGUUGAGGCCCGGUUCUCUGUUCUACCUUUGGGGCAGCUUUGCCUGUAUGUCAUCAACCGGGAUGGCCUAAUCACCUGGUUUUGUCACAAAGGCAUACACCGUUUCAGGAAGGAAGGCGAACUUCACAUGCCUGGGAAGUUGACUCUAGAAGCCUGGAUGAGCUUUGAUGGAGAGAAAUUCGUCCAUAGAAUCUCUGUAGCCGGGCAGAGCUGUUCUCACUCCAGGCAGACCAUCCCUCGGCUCCCAGGCGAGGUGUUAGAGAUGAGGAUUAGGGGAUGAUUGAGAUCAGGGAGCUUCAGUAUAAACUUAACUAUACAAGAGAUUUUAUCAGGGGAAAUCCUAGUGUGGAUUGUAUUUCAAUCGUGCUCUGAAACUUUCUCUGGAGAAUCAUUAUUAAUUGAAAGACUGUUUUGGUGUUUACAGAGGUCCAUAUCUACUAGGAUAUCAGUGCUUUCAACGUGAAUUCUUGCUUAGUGAUCUGUUUACGCAAAUUCAGGUACCGUUUAUUUAAUCUGAAAGAAUAGUUUGGCAUAGAGGUGUACUGUAAUUACAGCUUCAGUUAUCUUGUAUUUGGAACUUUCACUUUCACCUGGGAAGAAAUCCUUCUUAAAUAGAUAUCUUGACAACGCAUUUACUUAGACUUUAAAAAGUUAUAAAAUAUAUAUUUACUUAUUUUUGUUAAACAUAAAAUCAUCUAAUUAAAAACAUAGACUGCACGACCAGUUGUGAAAACAAAUCUUUGAAUCAGUCGAUUAAAUUCCACAUUUAUAGGGCGACUAAAGUCUCUUAAUUAUAACUUGAAUCUCGAAUAUUUAUUGACUCUGAUAAGAAAACAAUAAUUGACAAACUAUUUGAGUGCAAGUCUGAUAAAUUAAUUAGGUUAAUAGUUCAAUUUUUUUAAAAUGUUGCAUUACAGUGUUAAAAAUUUCUGUAUAGAUAGCCGUGAUAUAUUUAACUUUUUACCUAACAUUUAAACUUAUUUAAUUUUUAAAGUUGUUUUUUUGACCUGUUACUAAUUAUUAUGGCUUUGUUAAAUUUAUUGUUUGUAUGUCUUAUCCACUAAAUAAAAAAGUUGUCUAGUAAA